Paramecium sonneborni is the source of this 1094-nucleotide messenger RNA. The record is from the annotation of a GenBank genome assembly. Lineage: Eukaryota; Ciliophora; Oligohymenophorea; Peniculida; Parameciidae.
AUGAGUAGAUCAAUGAGAAAAGGAAACACACCUGCACUCAAUAGUUAAAUUAGACCAUUCUCACCUAAUCUUACUUUUAAAACUGAUUCCUUAGAGAAUCAAGUUCUUUAACCUUGUUAAGAAAAAGCUGAAGUCUAAUAUUUGCGUUAUGAGAUCUAAUAAGAAAGAUAAAGAUCUUCCUAAUUAGAAAUGUAGUUGUAAUGUGAAAUCAAUUAAAGAGGUAACCUUUGCUAUUUCAUUAAUAGUAUAAAAUGAAUAAAUAUUUACUAAUGAUAUCAAUUUUUUAAGGUAAUAAAAUGAAGAUUAUAAAUUGAGAAUAUAAGAACUUGAAAUUAAAUUUAGGGAAAAUAGUAUACAAUAUUAGAAUCUUUUGAAAGAAUCAAAUGAAAAAAUUGUAACGAUGAGUAUGGAAAUUGAAAGACUUCAUCAUUUACAACUAAAUAGAUAAAAUGAUAAUGAAUAGGCUCUAAGAUAAAAUGAUUAAAAAUAAUUAGCUCAAGAACUUAUUGCGAUCUAGAAAUUAGUUGAAGAUUUGCGAAAUGAAUUAAUUACUAAAUAAAAAACUAUUUACUAUUUAUAAGAACAAUUAUAAUUGACUUAAUAAACUUAGAGAGAGAAUAUUGGUUCUACAAGUAAACUAAGAGAAUAAGAAAAAAAUAUUGAUUAAUUAGUUAGCUAAAUCAAUGUACUUACAUAAAUUUUAGAGUAUUAAAUAUAAAUAUUAAUUUUUUUAGAGACAAGGAUAAUUCAUUAUAAUAAUAAAGUAAAUAAGUAGAUAAUAUAUAUAAUGAACUACAAUAGAUGACUUAAUUUAAUAGGUAAUUAAAUGAGGAAAAUCGUAAUUAAAAGCAAGCAUUAGAAUAAACUUAUAAAGAAAUUGAAAGAUUAAAUCGAAUAAUCAUGAUGAAAAAUUAAGAAAUAUAAGACUCAUAUCAUAAUGAAAACUUAGAUUGGAGAAGAAAUUUCUAAGAUUUGAAUGAAAAGUAUCACAAAGUUCAAGAAUAAUUAUGUUUCGCAUCGGCUGAACUCGAAGCAUGUCGUGCCACUUAAAGAAUGACUUACUUAUAAUAAGAUAAAUGAGUUCUCAAAUAAAC